AUACAAUCAAUCAGAGGUUUUGCAUAUCUAUAUAUCUCCAACCAUUCACCACAAAGCAUUCUAUCAUUUUAUUGUAAUUAAUUCGCACGCAAAACAAACGCUUAAAUUUGUUAUUAUAAGGUUCAGUUUGUAUUAUUUGUUGAUAAUUAACUGAUGGCACAAGUCAGAGGAUCAUCAACAAGAGGGAUGGGAGAGAGAUCGUCAUCAUCGACACGCUUGCACCAAAAGAUUUUGCCUUCCUCAGGUUGGACAGAGGACUCCAAUGGCCAUUAUCUUCUUGUUGAUCUUCCAGAUUUUAAGAAGGAGGAGGUGAAGCUUGUGGUGAAUGUCUCAGCUGGCCAUUUAACAGUCAGCGGACAAAGGCAAGUCAAUGAGAAGAAAUCUGAGUAUUUUGAGCAGAACUUUACCAUCCCUCCAAACUCAGAUGUCGAUAAGAUCACCGGAAAAUUUGACGGUGAGAUUCUCUAUGUCACUGUGCCAAAGGUAGCAGCAGUUGUAGAAGAAAAGAAAGAAGCGGAACCUGAAAUAGAAAACCAAAAUGUUGAUGAAACCGCUGCCACAGAACCAGCUAAGCCAGAGAACAAAAAUGUGGAAGGCGCUGCAGCAGAAAACAUACACUUAACAAGACCGAAAAAUGAUGGACAGCACUCGAACAAAGAUGAUGGAGCCUCAAAAAAAUUAUCAGGAAUUAAUGACCGCAUAUUCUUUUCUCUGGAGAAUAUAAGGAAAUGGGAUAAGCAUGAAGAUGGGAUUUUGAAGACUGCAAUGGAGAUGUUGAGCAAAAAUAAAGGGACUGUUAUAACAGCUGUGGUGGCAUUUUCACUAGGGGUGCUAGUUUCUCGUCAGACGUUCCAAUGAGCAGGGCAAUGAGAAUUAAGAUUAUCUAGAGAGCUAGCUCUUUAAUUAAUUAAUCUGUGUACAUUAAUUAACUGUUAAGUUACACUUGUUUUACUUUAAUUCUCUGUCAUCUGUUGUUUAUAAAUAAGAACAUUUCAAUGAAUGAGAUGUAUCCUUGUAA
Molecule: messenger RNA, 1018 nt
Organism: Prunus dulcis (almond)
Lineage: Eukaryota; Viridiplantae; Streptophyta; Magnoliopsida; Rosales; Rosaceae
Product: inactive protein RESTRICTED TEV MOVEMENT 2-like
Exons: 2
Coding region: 154-858 (234 amino acids)
Source: RefSeq, a predicted model, not a curated record